This is a messenger RNA of Anopheles arabiensis, 19150 nucleotides long. RefSeq lists its product as uncharacterized. Bases 884 to 3064 code for a protein of 726 amino acids. NCBI's taxonomy places the organism in Eukaryota, Metazoa, Arthropoda, Insecta, Diptera, Culicidae. The record is from RefSeq and is a predicted model, not a curated record. The transcript has 3 exons. Gene Ontology annotation, molecular function: protein binding.
UUCCGAUUGUGAGGCGUGGAUGCAGUUUGAAGGAGGGUAAAACCACUGCGAAACAACAGGAACAGGGAAGUUUAAACUAAGCCAACAAUUACUAACUGCUUGUGAGUCAUCAAUAAUGGGGAAGCUUCGAGCUGUUCUUCAUAGAGAAUAUGAAAGGCUUAUAAGAGCAAAGCAGUGUGAUGAUAGAAGCGCCAUCUGGGAAUCGAUGCAAUUCAUGAUAACUCAUACUAAUGAAUCAAUUCUUUUUACCCAUCACUAGUAUGUAUAUUGUUUUUCAGCUAUUCAAGCAAGAGUACUUUUGAUAAUCUUUCGUUGUUAUCAUUUACAGCGUUUAUCAAUUUUACAGCGUCGCCUUGGUACGAAUGGCCACAAUAAAUGGUGCAAAUAUCAGAUAACGAUAUUUUACGAGUUCUGGUUAAUUUCACGACCUAAUGACAGUUGGUAUAAGCCAAAACAGCGCUAAGUUCCAUACAAACAGUUGAAGUGCACGCAACAAGAAAUAGGAAUGAGCAAUAGUGAUAUAGAUGUUGUUAUGGGAUGAAUUUCAUCUUCUAUGUGAAGAUGUGAAUUGUGUCUUUCUUCACAUUUAUAGGCAAUAAUGCAGUUCUGUGUGAAUUUUGAAAACAAUACGUUGACAUUGAAAGUUCAUUACUUGUGAUUCAGAUUGACUAACUUUGUUAGAAGUAUCCUAAACUGUAUUGAGAUCAUCAGUAGCAACAUCCUAAAAAAGGUGUUUGUAUAACUCAACAAUUUUUUUGUGAUUUUGUUCCAAAACUGAGACGUUUCUAACAAACCAAGGACUUGCAAAAAAAAAAACUUGUCGUGGCGAUUUUUCUGGCAACUAAGUUCAUCAUUUCCUAAGGUUCAGAAGUUCCAAUGCAACAUGGAGUCAGGCAGCAAAAGAUCCCCCUUACACGGCGUGGCUUACCACAUUCGAUUGACGAUGAUCAUUCUUUUUCGUGCCUACUCUUUGCACCGCCAAGGAAAGUUGCCUCAAUUUGAGUUGAAGAUGGAGGUAGCAGAUGCAGGAAAAUUCGACGACCUGGUGUUUCGCUACUCAUCACUAGCGAAAUCGAAAGGUACGGUUUUCAUACAAGCUAAACAUAAACAACCACCCAAAAAGCCAACGAAAUCUAAAAAAAUCCACCCAAAUCAUCCGUACACGCCAACGCGAAAAGAGCAACCAGCCAUUACGGAAGGAACGCUGCUCACGAAAUGGAACUCCAACGGUACCUUUUCAAUUCCCAUGUACUUUAUUUCGUACCUGGAAGGAUAUGAAACAUUGUCCCCAGGUUCGCAUACUUACCUUCUGUGCACUAAUGCAACGAUCGACAACAAACUCAAACAAAAAUUAACACUACGACCACUGGACAGCAGCGAUGUACUUUCCUUUUGCGACGAUAUUGGAGCAACGUGUUACAGCUUCAGUAAGGAGCAAUUUAAUACGCUGGCAGAUGAAUUGCGGCAAGCUAGUAUAGAAAAGCUAGGACAGAUGCUCGUAUUGCAUGUUCGUUACAACAAAGAAGUUAACUCAAAUUAUUCUUCGUUAAACGUUUACGCCGAUCUGAUUUCUAUAUGCGUCGAGGAGCUUGAAGGAGGAACAGGGAAGUUUAAACUAAGCCAACAAUUACUAACUGCUUGUGAGUCAUCAAUAAUGGGGAAGCUUCGAGCUGUUCUUCAUAGAGAAUAUGAAAGGCUUAUAAGAGCAAAGCAGUGUGAUGAUAGAAGCGCCAUCUGGGAAUCGAUGCAAUUCAUGAUCAAUAAGUCCUUCUUUCAAUCAGGUACCAUGGAAACACCGACUUCAAUGCACGACGAAUCAUGUUUCUUCAAGAAGGUGGAUCGUGUUAUACAGCAAUUUUACCAAGAGUUUAUGCUUGUUUGUGGGUCAUUAAACGGGGAACAGCUGUACAACAGUGUUCUAGAAAUAAUGCCACACUGGGUCGACGAUAGAAUGACAACGCAUAACAUGCUGUUCAUGCGACUGUUUGAUUCAAUGAAGUUGUCCCAACCUAUUCCUAUGGAUUUAGACUAUUUAAAACAACAGUUUGUCAGUAUGAGGGUGAACCAUUACUUUUCUAGAUUCCAAAUAGAAUCACAGUCUAACCUUAACCAAUGGAAGUCUAACUAUCGAUACAUAGAUGUUCGAUCAGAUCGACUUCAAGACACUAAGCUGUAUAAAUUUCUCAGUAAUGAGUCUGCUUAUGAACGUUACCAAUAUCACACAACAAGGGAUAUAAUAGUGUAUUCUCUUGUUGCAUCACAAACAAUUGAAUUGGUUCAAUGCAAUGCAUUAUUCAUACACUAUGCAGCGAAAGAUUUUGAGGAAAAUAUAUGCGAUGUACUUCGUAAAUUAAUCGAGUUCAUUUUAGAGGUAGAUUCCUACUCUUACACCAUUAUAAUGACCAUCGAUCAGUCGAAGAAAUCGAUGCUGCCAGAAAUUCAAAGAUAUACUAAAGAACAUAAGCUAAAGUUAAUAGUAGUCGAAGAAGUACUCGAAGCAUGCCAAGAUGAAGAUUGUUUCAUCGUACGCGAUCUUACCGAAGAGGCAAGACUACAGUUGUAUGCAAAACGUUCCAAUACAACUUUAAAUAUUUUUGGAACCACGAUAUCGCCGAGUGGCAUUUUGAAUGACGAUGAUAGCUUAAGCUUCGUGUGUAUCUUUUUGGACAACUAUUAUGAGCUCGAUAAUAUAGCAUAUAUUGAAUCGAAGGAAAAAAACUUUGAUGCAAUCAAGCAUCUGUAUAUUCCACGCACAGUCGUUCCAUACUCGACAGAAAAUGAAAACCAUGCAAAAGAACAGGAGGAAACCGAUGUUUUCUUUUGUCCACUGUACAAAAACGAAAUAUCGUUUGACGAGUUUCGAUUUAGUAGCCCCAGUUUUUUCAAAUGCUCAAAUCAGUUUCAUCUGCAAAUGAUGAUGUACAGUAUACCGUUCCUGAUGUUUUCACGCAGCACAACGAAGAGAAAGUACACAUCUUACUCGAUGAAGCAGGAACGGGAAAGUCAACGUAUUUCACGUGGCUUGCACAUGCUCUAUCGAUCGCUAACCCUGCACAUUAUGUGAUUCGAAUUAACGAUUCACAGUAUUGCACGGAUUACAAAAGAUGGCAAAACUCUGACAUUAAGUUGCUUGAUGAUACUGCAAUCUUAAGAUGUCUGUAUCGUUUAAUCCAUCUCACGCAUUUCGUUUCGAACGUUUACAGUUUUUGGAUCAAAGCGACUGAUGUUUUCCGAAAUCAAGCUGAUCGAGCUGCAGACCUAUUUACUUUAGUUAACGGCAAAAUUUAUGUCAACACGCGUAAAGCAAACACGUCAAAAUUUACAUGGGCACAGUUGAUCGAGCUGAAGAUUUUCCAGGAAAAAUUCAAUCAAAAACAACUGAUUAUCUUGUUCGAUGGACUUGAUGAAACUGCUCCUUUUUAUAAAGAGUUCGUAGUGCAAUUAUUUGCAAGGGUUGCAAGUUUGGAAGGUAUUCGAACUCUGUUCAUCUCAACAAGGCCGUAUGAUUACAUACAACAGUUAGAAAGUACAUUUUCUAACAAUAGAAUGUAUUGUCUUAAACAAUUAUCACAGUACGAUCAGCUGCAGUUUGUUCAUAAUUAUUUGAUGCAUGAGCUAGAGGAUUACACACAUUGCGAUGCAAACAAGCGGCACAAGAUUUUAGGGUUUCAAUAUCAUUGGAUGGUACACUAUUUGAAGGAUUUAAAGCGAAUACCCUUGCUUCUUCAUAUGGCAUGCGUUAUAAAUCUACCAAUUGCAAGAAAUAACGUGGACUUUAAACGCUGCAUUGUACCUAAAGCAUAUCUAAUACAAACAAAUGCUAAUAUUUUAGAUCAAAUCGAAGAUUUCAUCAAGCAGAAACUAAAAAUUUUAAGCAUUCAUAAAGCUGGUUUGACAGAGAUGGCCCUUUUAAAUCCUCAUCAGCAAGCGGUCCAUGAAAGGUUUUGUGAAAACGUUAAAAAACGGCAUAUUUUAUCAGCAAUGCUUGUAAUGUUUGAGCAAAAUCAGGUAAAUAUGCUAUUGACAUCACAUGACAUCGUGAGAAGUAAAAAAAUUAUUAACGAAGUGCAUAAUGGAAUUGAAAAAACUGGAAUCAUUACUGGAGCUUAUGAUGGAAUUCCUCAGUUCACUCAUAGAAUAUUUGCUGAGUACUUUGCAGCUUGCUGGAUGAACGAAAACAAGCAACGUAUGAGAAAUGAGAGCUUCUUCCAUUCGUGGUCAUUUUGGAUAGUUCAUUUACACAAAAUGCGGGACUUUUUCAACCGAAUAAUUCUACAACAAAGCAAAGGAUGUGAUCUUCACAUGGCCGUUGUAAAUCAAUCCACCACUAUAGUAAGCGAGAUACUGUCGAAAAAUCCAUCAACCGUAUUGGUGAAAGAUGAUCUUGGUCGAUAUCCUCUUCAUUUGGCAGUUACGUACCCAUCACUGAAUAUAGUUAACUUGUUACUCGAUAAGAUGUCCGUUCAGUCUAUUAACACAACAGAUCAUCUGUUUGGAUGGAGUGCCAUAGACUACGCAUUCGCCAUCCGAUGCAUUGAAAUAGCUAAAAAAAUAGUAUUAACCGGAGCAACAGUCAACGAACACAUACUUCUUCAACAGAUACUUUCAAACAACUUAUAUCAACUGUUGUAUGGUGUUUAUUUUUAUGGAGAAUAUCUUCAGUCAAAUGAAUGCUCAAGAACAAUUGCAAAUCGUCUUCUCAUUCGAGUGGUGGAUCACAUACUUAACAAACAGCGUGUUGAUAUCUUCUCUCGUCUCGAGGUAUUGGAUUCGAAAACAGUUCUUGAAUUUUGCAUAACUAAAAACUUUCUAAAAAUAUUCAAACAAUUUGUAUUGCAAAUCAACGAUCCAUCCAAGAUUUCUGAUAAAGAAUUAAAACGAUUCGCCCGGCUGGCACUAGAGAACAAUGCUCACGACGUAAUUGUUUAUUUGAUCGAAGAUCGUAACAUUGCUCUACCCCAAAUGAACAGCAUGGUCGGUCUUAUUUCUGCUCUCAAAUAUACGAUACAAAACAAUAAGCUUACUUCAUUCAAAGCAAUCUUUCAUCAUCUCUGCAUCGAGCAAAACAUACUGAUGAAUGAGGAAACUGAUAUUCCUGAUGACUAUUGUACUCCAAGCAUGCCACCAUUCGAGGAAUGUUGUAUGAUGUAUGAUCUUUCUCCUGAGGUAUGCUGUGUACUUUCUUGUAGUAACGUUCGGUUACCAUUGCCUGAAUAUGAUGAAAAAGACAUCCUUUAUAAUGGAUAUGUGCUCGAAGCUCUUUUGGCUUAUUCAGUUCACGAAGGAAAUGUUCCCAUGCUCAGAUACAUUCAUCUCAAGACCAAAAUGGCCAUCACCAACAGACUCAUCGCAAUGAUCAUGAGAUUACUUCCGAAAGGUAAAGAUGUAUGUCAUAAGAAGUCGAUGCCUGCAUUUCUGUAUCUUCUCGACAAUUCCACCGAUCUGGACGGUGUGGACGAUGAGGGUCGAAAUUUGCUUCAUAUGACUGCUCAAAAUGGCUGUUUCUUCAUGAUGCAUUGUUUGAUUGUACGAGGAUUCCACCCAGCUACAGUAAACGCCGCAAAUAGCUGGAAUGUGUUUCACUAUGUUGCGUUUAAUGAGGAAGGGAAUCGUUCCAAUAAAAUCUUGGAAUAUUUGUUGAAAUGUUGCAACAUGAUUUGGUUCGAUCUGUUAGAUAACAUGCUACAUUGGAAUGACCGUGAGAUAGCUGACAGCUUCUCCAUCAAUCUGAAUGUAACUCAAGAUACAACAAAUAUGGCUUGGCUAACCAAACAACAAUACGGUUUGCUGGCUUGGUUGUUUUUGCUUGACAAACGACAUACAGCUAAGGUGUUGAAUGACCUGGAACAUCAGGAAGCUCACCAGUGUAUGAACCAUAUAGUUAAAGGCAAUCAUAAGACUUUGUUGAUCAAAGAAGUUCGAGAUGACAUUCCUCAAUUCACACAUAGAAUAUUUGCUGAGUACUUUGCGGCUUGCUGGUUAAAUGAGAACAAGAAUCGUAUGAAGAACGAGAGCUUUUUCUUUUCGUGGUCAUAUUGGAAUAAUGAAUCAAGAAAAAUGCGUGACAUCUUCAAUCGAGUAAUUCUUAGAGAAAGCAAAGGAUGUGAUCUACACAUGGCUGUUAUAAAUCAAUCGCCAGAUCUAGUACGCGAGCUAUUGUCGAAUAAUCAAUCAGCUGCAAUGGCAAAAGAUACCGUAGGUCGAAUGCCGCUUCACUUGGCAGUUACGUACCAAUCACUGAAUAUAGUAAACUUGUUGCUCAAAAAAAUGUCCAUUCAGUACAUUAACACAAAAGAUCACCUAUUGGGAUGGAGUGUCACAGACUACGCAUUUGCCAGUCGAUAUUCAGAAAUAGCUCAAAGAAUAUUGGCAGCUGGAGCAACAGUCGAUGAACACAUACUUCUUCAACAGAUACUUUCCAACCAACUGUCUUCGUUGUUAUGUUGCAUUAAAUUUUACGGGAAAUAUCUUCGGUCAAAUGAAAGCUCCAGAAAAUUUGCAGAAAGUCUUAACAUUCAAGUGGUCGAAAAUAUACUUAACGAAAAGCGCGUUGACAUUUUCUCUCGUCAUGAUGAAACAUAUUCGAAAACAGUUCUUGAGUUUUGCAUAAGUGAAGGUAUCCAGGAAGUAUUCAAACAAUUUGUAUGGCAAAUCAACGAUCGUUCCAAAAUUUUUCAACAAGAAACCAAUCAUUUGUUUGAACUGGCAUUGGAGAAUGAUGCUCAUGAUAUAAUUGUUUAUUUUAUCGAAGAUUAUAACAUACCUUUACCUCACAUGGAUAAUAUGGUCGGCUUUAUUUCUGCUCUCAAAUAUACGAUACAAAAAAAUAAGUUUUCUUCAUUCAAAGCCAUCUUUCAUCAUCUCUGCAUCGAACAAAACAUACUGAUGAAUGAGGAAACUGAUAUUCCUGACGGCUAUUGUAUUGCAAGCAUGCCAUCAUUGGACGAGGAUCUUUCUCCUGAGGUAUGCUGUGUACUUUCUUGUAGUAACGUUCGGUUUCCAUUGCCUGAGUAUGAUGAAAAAGACAUCCUUUAUAAUGGAUAUGUGCUCGAAGCUCUUUUGGCUUAUUCAGUUCACGAGGGAAAUGUUCCCAUGCUCAGAUACAUUCAUCUCAAGACCAAAAUGGCCAUCACCAACAGACUCAUCGCAAUGAUCAUGAGAUUACUUCCGAAAGGUAAAGAUGUAUGUCAUAAGAAGUCGAUGCCUGCAUUUCUGUAUCUUCUCGACAAUUCCACCGAUCUGGACGGUGUGGACGAUGAGGGUCGAAAUUUGCUUCAUAUGACUGCUCAAAAUGGCUGUUUCUUCAUGAUGCAUUGUUUGAUUGUACGAGGAUUCCACCCAGCUACAGUAAACGCCGCAAAUAGCUGGAAUGUGUUUCACUAUGUUGCGUUUAAUGAGGAAGGGAAUCGUUCCAAUAAAAUCUUGGAAUAUUUGUUGAAAUAUUGCAACAUGACUUGGUUCGAUCUGUUAGAUAACAUGCUACAUUGGAAUGACCAUGAGAUAGCUGACAGCUUCUCCAUCAAUCUGAAUGUAACUCAAGAUACAACAAAUAUGGCUUGGCUAACCAAACAACAAUACGGUUUGCUGGCUUGGUUGUUUUUGCUUGACAAACGACAUACAGCUAAGGUGUUGAAUGACCUGGAACAUCAGGAAGCUCACCAGUGUAUGAACCAUAUAGUUAAAGGCAAUCAUAAGACUUUGUUGAUCAAAGAAGUUCGAGAUGACAUUCCUCAAUUCACACAUAGAAUAUUUGCUGAGUACUUUGCGGCUUGCUGGUUAAAUGAGAACAAGAAUCGUAUGAAGAACGAGAGCUUUUUCUUUUCGUGGUCAUAUUGGAAUAAUGAAUCAAGAAAAAUGCGUGACAUCUUCAAUCGAGUAAUUCUUAGAGAAAGCAAAGGAUGUGAUCUACACAUGGCUGUCAUAAAUCAAUCGCCAGAUCUAGUACGCGAGCUAUUGUCGAAUAAUCAAUCAGCUGCAAUGGCAAAAGAUACCGUAGGUCGAAUGCCGCUUCACUUGGCAGCUUCGUAUCCAUUAGCUGAAAUAGAAAAUGUGUUGCUCAAUAAGAUGUCCGUUCAGUCUAUUAACACAAAAGAUCAUCUGUUGGGAUGGAGUGCCACAGACUACGCAUUUGCCAGUCGAUACAGAAAAAAAAUUAAAAUGUUACUAUCGACUGGAGCAACAGUCAACGAACAAAUAUUGUUUGCACAGAUAAUUUCUAAUAAUAUGCGUCAUACUUUGACAGGCAUAGGAUUUUAUGUGGAAUAUCUUCAGUUUAAUGAAAGCUCCAGAACAAUUUCAAAUCGUCUUUCUAUAAGAGUUGCAGAUUAUAUACUUAACACACAGCGUGUUGACAUCUUCUCUAGUCUCGAGGUAUUGGAUUCGAAAACAGUUCUUGAGUUUUGCUUAGCUGAAGAUUUCCUAGAAAUAUUCAAACAAUUUGUAUUUCAAAUCAACGAUCGUUCCAGAAUUUUUCAACAAGAAACCAAUCAUUUGUUUGAAUUGGCAUUGGAGAAUGAUGUUCAUGAUAUAAUUGUUUAUUUGAUCGAAGAUCAUAACAUUCCUUUACCUCACAUGAAUAAUAUAGUCGGCUUUAUUUCUGCUCUCAAAUAUACGAUACAAAAAAAUAAGUUUUCUUCAUUCAAAGCCAUCUUUCAUCAUCUCUGCAUCGAACAAAACAUACUGAUGAAUGAGGAAACUGAUAUUCCUGACGGCUAUUGUAUUGCAAGCAUGCCAUCAUUGGACGAGGAUCUUUCUCCUGAGGUAUGCUGUGUACUUUCUUGUAGUAACGUUCGGUUACCAUUGCCUGAAUAUGAUGAAAAAGACAUCCUUUAUAAUGGAUAUGUGCUCGAAGCUCUUUUGGCUUAUUCAGUUCACGAGGGAAAUGUCCGCAUGCUCAGAUACAUUCAUCUCAAGACCAAAAUGGCCAUCACCAACAGACUCAUCGCAAUGAUCAUGAGAUUACUUCCGAAAGGUAAAGAUGUAUGUCAUAAGAAGUCGAUGCCUGCAUUUCUGUAUCUUCUCGACAAUUCCACCGAUCUGGACGGUGUGGACGAUGAGGGUCGAAAUUUGCUUCAUAUGACUGCUCAAAAUGGCUGUUUCUUCAUGAUGCAUUGUUUGAUUGUACGAGGAUUCCACCCAGCUACAGUAAACGCCGCAAAUAGCUGGAAUGUGUUUCACUAUGUUGCGUUUAAUGAGGAAGGGAAUCGUUCCAAUAAAAUCUUGGAAUAUUUGUUGAAAUAUUGCAACAUGACUUGGUUCGAUCUGUUAGAUAACAUGCUACAUUGGAAUGACCAUGAGAUAGCUGACAGCUUCUCCAUCAAUCUGAAUGUAACUCAAGAUACAACAAAUAUGGCUUGGCUAACCAAACAACAAUACGGUUUGCUGGCUUGGUUGUUUUUGCUUGACAAACGACAUACAGCUAAGGUGUUGAAUGACCUGGAACAUCAGGAAGCUUACCAGUGUAUGAACCAUAUAGUUAAAGGCAAUCAUAAGACUUUGUUGAUCAAAGAAGUUCGAGAUGACAUUCCUCAAUUCACACAUAGAAUAUUUGCUGAGUACUUUGCGGCUUGCUGGUUAAAUGAGAACAAGAAUCGUAUGAAGAACGAGAGCUUUUUCUUUUCGUGGUCAUAUUGGAAUAAUGAAUCAAGAAAAAUGCGUGACAUCUUCAAUCGAGUAAUUCUUAGAGAAAGCAAAGGAUGUGAUCUACACAUGGCUGUCAUAAAUCAAUCGCCAGAUCUAGUACGCGAGCUAUUGUCGAAUAAUCAAUCAGCUGCAAUGGCAAAAGAUACCGUAGGUCGAAUGCCGCUUCACUUGGCAGCUUCGUAUCCAUUAGCUGAAAUAGAAAAUGUGUUGCUCAAUAAGAUGUCCGUUCAGUCUAUUAACACAAAAGAUCAUCUGUUGGGAUGGAGUGUCACAGACUACGCAUUUGCCAGUCGAUACAGAAAAAAAAUUAAAAUGUUACUAUCGACUGGAGCAACAGUCAACGAACAAAUAUUGUUUGCACAGAUAAUUUCUAAUAAUAUGCGUCAUACUUUGACAGGCAUAGGAUUUUAUGUGGAAUAUCUUCAGUUUAAUGAAAGCUCCAGAACAAUUUCAAAUCGUCUUUCUAUAAGAGUUGCAGAUUAUAUACUUAACACACAGCGUGUUGACAUCUUCUCUAGUCUCGAGGUAUUGGAUUCGAAAACAGUUCUUGAGUUUUGCUUAGCUGAAGAUUUCCUAGAAAUAUUCAAACAAUUUGUAUUUCAAAUCAACGAUCGUUCCAGAAUUUUUCAACAAGAAACCAAUCAUUUGUUUGAAUUGGCAUUGGAGAAUGAUGUUCAUGAUAUAAUUGUUUAUUUGAUCGAAGAUCAUAACAUUCCUUUACCUCACAUGAAUAAUAUAGUCGGCUUUAUUUCUGCUCUCAAAUAUACGAUACAAAAAAAUAAGUUUUCUUCAUUCAAAGCCAUCUUUCAUCAUCUCUGCAUCGAACAAAACAUACUGAUGAAUGAGGAAACUGAUAUUCCUGACGGCUAUUGUAUUGCAAGCAUGCCAUCAUUGGACGAGGAUCUUUCUCCUGAGGUAUGCUGUGUACUUUCUUGUAGUAACGUUCGGUUACCAUUGCCUGAAUAUGAUGAAAAAGACAUCCUUUAUAAUGGAUAUGUGCUCGAAGCUCUUUUGGCUUAUUCAGUUCACGAGGGAAAUGUCCGCAUGCUCAGAUACAUUCAUCUCAAGACCAAAAUGGCCAUCACCAACAGACUCAUCGCAAUGAUCAUGAGAUUACUUCCGAAAGGUAAAGAUGUAUGUCAUAAGAAGUCGAUGCCUGCAUUUCUGUAUCUUCUCGACAAUUCCACCGAUCUGGACGGUGUGGACGAUGAGGGUCGAAAUUUGCUUCAUAUGACUGCUCAAAAUGGCUGUUUCUUCAUGAUGCAUUGUUUGAUUGUACGAGGAUUCCACCCAGCUACAGUAAACGCCGCAAAUAGCUGGAAUGCGUUUCACUAUGUUGCGUUUAAUGAGGAAGGGAAUCGUUCCAAUAAAAUCUUGGAAUAUUUGUUGAAAUAUUGCAACAUGAUUUGGUUCGAUCUGUUAGAUAACAUGCUACAUUGGAAUGACCGUGAGAUAGCUGACAGCUUCUCCAUCAAUCUGAAUGUAACUCAAGAUACAACAAAUAUGGCUUGGCUAACCAAACAACAAUACGGUUUGCUGGCUUGGUUGUUUUUGCUUGACAAACGACAUACAGCUAAGGUGUUGAAUGACCUGGAACAUCAGGAAGCUCACCAGUGUAUGAACCAUAUAGUUAAAGGCAAUCAUAAGACUUUGUUGAUCAAAGAAGUUCGAGAUGACAUUCCUCAAUUCACACAUAGAAUAUUUGCUGAGUACUUUGCGGCUUGCUGGUUAAAUGAGAACAAGAAUCGUAUGAAGAACGAGAGCUUUUUCUUUUCGUGGUCAUAUUGGAAUAAUGAAUCAAGAAAAAUGCGUGACAUCUUCAAUCGAGUAAUUCUUAGAGAAAGCAAAGGAUGUGAUCUACACAUGGCUGUCAUAAAUCAAUCGCCAGAUCUAGUACGCGAGCUAUUGUCGAAUAAUCAAUCAGCUGCAAUGGCAAAAGAUACCGUAGGUCGAAUGCCGCUUCACUUGGCAGCUUCGUAUCCAUUAGCUGAAAUAGAAAAUGUGUUGCUCAAUAAGAUGUCCGUUCAGUCUAUUAACACAAAAGAUCAUCUGUUGGGAUGGAGUGUCACAGACUACGCAUUUGCCAGUCGAUACAGAAAAAAAAUUAAAAUGUUACUAUCGACUGGAGCGACAGUCAACGAACAAAUAUUGUUUGCACAGAUAAUUUCUAAUAAUAUGCGUCAUACUUUGACAGGCAUAGGAUUUUAUGUGGAAUAUCUUCAGUUUAAUGAAAGCUCCAGAACAAUUUCAAAUCGUCUUUCUAUAAGAGUUGCAGAUUAUAUACUUAACACACAGCGUGUUGACAUCUUCUCUAGUCUCGAGGUAUUGGAUUCGAAAACAGUUCUUGAGUUUUGCUUAGCUGAAGAUUUCCUAGAAAUAUUCAAACAAUUUGUAUUUCAAAUCAACGAUCGUUCCAGAAUUUUUCAACAAGAAACCAAUCAUUUGUUUGAAUUGGCAUUGGAGAAUGAUGUUCAUGAUAUAAUUGUUUAUUUGAUCGAAGAUCAUAACAUUCCUUUACCUCACAUGAAUAAUAUAGUCGGCUUUAUUUCUGCUCUCAAAUAUACGAUACAAAAAAAUAAGUUUACUUCAUUCAAAGCAAUCUUUCAUCAUCUCUGCAUCGAGCAAAACAUACUGAUGAAUGAGGAAACUGAUAUUCCUGACGGCUAUUGUAUUGCAAGCAUGCCAUCAUUGGACGAGGAUCUUUCUCCUGAGGUAUGCUGUGUACUUUCUUGUAGUAACGUUCGGUUUCCAUUGCCUGAGUAUGAUGAAAAAGACAUCCUUUAUAAUGGAUAUGUGCUCGAAGCUCUUUUGGCUUAUUCAGUUCACGAGGGAAAUGUCCGCAUGCUCAGAUACAUUCAUCUCAAGACCAAAAUGGCCAUCACCAACAGACUCAUCGCAAUGAUCAUGAGAUUACUUCCGAAAGGUAAAGAUGUAUGUCAUAAGAAGUCGAUGCCUGCAUUUCUGUAUCUUCUCGACAAUUCCACCGAUCUGGACGGUGUGGACGAUGAGGGUCGAAAUUUGCUUCAUAUGACUGCUCAAAAUGGCUGUUUCUUCAUGAUGCAUUGUUUGAUUGUACGAGGAUUCCACCCAGCUACAGUAAACGCCGCAAAUAGCUGGAAUGCGUUUCACUAUGUUGCGUUUAAUGAGGAAGGGAAUCGUUCCAAUAAAAUCUUGGAAUAUUUGUUGAAAUAUUGCAACAUGAUUUGGUUCGAUCUGUUAGAUAACAUGCUACAUUGGAAUGACCGUGAGAUAGCUGACAGCUUCUCCAUCAAUCUGAAUGUAACUCAAGAUACAACAAAUAUGGCUUGGCUAACCAAACAACAAUACGGUUUGCUGGCUUGGUUGUUUUUGCUUGACAAACGACAUACAGCUAAGGUGUUGAAUGACCUGGAACAUCAGGAAGCUUACCAGUGUAUGAACCAUAUAGUUAAAGGCAAUCAUAAGACUUUGUUGAUCAAAGAAGUUCGAGAUGACAUUCCUCAAUUCACACAUAGAAUAUUUGCUGAGUACUUUGCGGCUUGCUGGUUAAAUGAGAACAAGAAUCGUAUGAAGAACGAGAGCUUUUUCUUUUCGUGGUCAUAUUGGAAUAAUGAAUCAAGAAAAAUGCUUGACAUCUUCAAUCGAGUAAUUCUUAGAGAAAGCAAAGGAUGUGAUCUACACAUGGCUGUUAUAAAUCAAUCGCCAGAUCUAGUACGCGAGCUAUUGUCGAAUAAUCAAUCAGCUGCAAUGGCAAAAGAUACCGUAGGUCGAAUGCCGCUUCACUUGGCAGCUUCGUAUCCAUUAGCUGAAAUAGAAAAUGUGUUGCUCAAUAAGAUGUCCGUUCAGUCUAUUAACACAAAAGAUCAUCUGUUGGGAUGGAGUGCCACAGACUACGCAUUUGCCAGUCGAUACAGAAAAAAAAUUAAAAUGUUACUAUCGACUGGAGCGACAGUCAACGAACAAAUAUUGUUUGCACAGAUAAUUUCUAAUAAUAUGCGUCGUAUCUUGACAAGCAUAGGAUUUUAUGUGGAAUAUCUUCAGUUUAAUGAAAGCUCCAGAACAAUUUCAAAUCGUCUUUCUAUAAGAGUUGCAGAUUAUAUACUUAACACACAGCGUGUUGACAUCUUCUCUAGUCUCGAGGUAUUGGAUUCGAAAACAGUUCUUGAGUUUUGCUUAGCUGAAGAUUUCCUAGAAAUAUUCAAACAAUUUGUAUUUCAAAUCAACGAUCGUUCCAGAAUUUUUCAACAAGAAACCAAUCAUUUGUUUGAAUUGGCAUUGGAGAAUGAUGCUCAUGAUAUAAUUGUUUAUUUGAUCGAAGAUCAUAACAUUCCUUUACCUCACAUGAAUAAUAUAGUCGGCUUUAUUUCUGCUCUCAAAUAUACGAUACAAAAAAAUAAGUUUACUUCAUUCAAAGCAAUCUUUCAUCAUCUCUGCAUCGAGCAAAACAUACUGAUGAAUGAGGAAACUGAUAUUCCUGACGGCUAUUGUAUUGCAAGCAUGCCAUCAUUGGACGAGGAUCUUUCUCCUGAGGUAUGCUGUGUACUUUCUUGUAGUAACGUUCGGUUUCCAUUGCCUGAGUAUGAUGAAAAAGACAUCCUUUAUAAUGGAUAUGUGCUCGAAGCUCUUUUGGCUUAUUCAGUUCACGAGGGAAAUGUCCGCAUGCUCAGAUACAUUCAUCUCAAGACCAAAAUGGCCAUCACCAACAGACUCAUCGCAAUGAUCAUGAGAUUACUUCCGAAAGGUAAAGAUGUAUGUCAUAAGAAGUCGAUGCCUGCAUUUCUGUAUCUUCUCGACAAUUCCACCGAUCUGGACGGUGUGGACGAUGAGGGUCGAAAUUUGCUUCAUAUGACUGCUCAAAAUGGCUGUUUCUUCAUGAUGCAUUGUUUGAUUGUACGAGGAUUCCACCCAGCUACAGUAAACGCCGCAAAUAGCUGAAAUGUGUUUCACUAUGUUGCGUUUAAUGAGGAAGGGAAUCGUUCCAAUAAAAUCUUGGAAUAUUUGUUGAAAUGUUGCAACAUGAUUUGGUUCGAUCUGUUAGAUAACAUGCUACAUUGGAAUGACCGUGAGAUAGCUGACAGCUUCUCCAUCAAUCUGAAUGUAACUCAAGAUACAACAAAUAUGGCUUGGCUAACCAAACAACAAUACGGUUUGCUGGCUUGGUUGUUUUUGCUUGACAAACGACAUACAGCUAAGGUGUUGAAUGACCUGGAACAUCAGGAAGCUUACCAGUGUAUGAACCAUAUAGUUAAAGGCAAUCAUAAGACUUUGUUGAUCAAAGAAGUUCGAGAUGACAUUCCUCAAUUCACACAUAGAAUAUUUGCUGAGUACUUUGCGGCUUGCUGGUUAAAUGAGAACAAGAAUCGUAUGAAGAACGAGAGCUUUUUCUUUUCGUGGUCAUAUUGGAAUAAUGAAUCAAGAAAAAUGCUUGACAUCUUCAAUCGAGUAAUUCUUAGAGAAAGCAAAGGAUGUGAUCUACACAUGGCUGUUAUAAAUCAAUCGCCAGAUCUAGUACGCGAGCUAUUGUCGAAUAAUCAAUCAGCUGCAAUGGCAAAAGAUACCGUAGGUCGAAUGCCGCUUCACUUGGCAGCUUCGUAUCCAUUAGCUGAAAUAGAAAAUGUGUUGCUCAAUAAGAUGUCCGUUCAGUCUAUUAACACAAAAGAUCAUCUGUUGGGAUGGAGUGCCACAGACUACGCAUUUGCCAGUCGAUACAGAAAAAAAAUUAAAAUGUUACUAUCGACUGGAGCAACAGUCAACGAACAAAUAUUGUUUGCACAGAUAAUUUCUAAUAAUAUGCGUCAUACUUUGACAGGCAUAGGAUUUUAUGUGGAAUAUCUUCAGUUUAAUGAAAGCUCCAGAACAAUUUCAAAUCGUCUUUCUAUAAGAGUUGCAGAUUAUAUACUUAACACACAGCGUGUUGACAUCUUCUCUAGUCUCGAGGUAUUGGAUUCGAAAACAGUUCUUGAGUUUUGCUUAGCUGAAGAUUUCCUAGAAAUAUUCAAACAAUUUGUAUUUCAAAUCAACGAUCGUUCCAGAAUUUUUCAACAAGAAACCAAUCAUUUGUUUGAAUUGGCAUUGGAGAAUGAUGCUCAUGAUAUAAUUGUUUAUUUGAUCGAAGAUCAUAACAUUCCUUUACCUCACAUGAAUAAUAUAGUCGGCUAUAUUUCUGCUCUCAAAUAUACGAUACAAAAAAAUAAGUUUACUUCAUUCAAAGCAAUCUUUCAUCAUCUCUGCAUCGAGCAAAACAUACUGAUGAAUGAGGAAACUGAUAUUCCUGACGGCUAUUGUAUUGCAAGCAUGCCAUCAUUGGACGAGGAUCUUUCUCCUGAGGUAUGCUGUGUACUUUCUUGUAGUAACGUUCGGUUUCCAUUGCCUGAGUAUGAUGAAAAAGACAUCCUUUAUAAUGGAUAUGUGCUCGAAGCUCUUUUGGCUUAUUCAGUUCACGAGGGAAAUGUCCGCAUGCUCAGAUACAUUCAUCUCAAGACCAAAAUGGCCAUCACCAACAGACUCAUCGCAAUGAUCAUGAGAUUACUUCCGAAAGGUAAAGAUGUAUGUCAUAAGAAGUCGAUGCCUGCAUUUCUGUAUCUUCUCGACAAUUCCACCGAUCUGGACGGUGUGGACGAUGAGGGUCGAAAUUUGCUUCAUAUGACUGCUCAAAAUGGCUGUUUCUUCAUGAUGCAUUGUUUGAUUGUACGAGGAUUCCACCCAGCUACAGUAAACGCCGCAAAUAGCUGAAAUGUGUUUCACUAUGUUGCGUUUAAUGAGGAAGGGAAUCGUUCCAAUAAAAUCUUGGAAUAUUUGUUGAAAUGUUGCAACAUGAUUUGGUUCGAUCUGUUAGAUAACAUGCUACAUUGGAAUGACCGUGAGAUAGCUGACAGCUUCUCCAUCAAUCUGAAUGUAACUCAAGAUACAACAAAUAUGGCUUGGCUAACCAAACAACAAUACGGUUUGCUGGCUUGGUUGUUUUUGCUUGACAAACGACAUACAGCUAAGGUGUUGAAUGACCUGGAACAUCAGGAAGCUUACCAGUGUAUGAACCAUAUAGUUAAAGGCAAUCAUAAGACUUUGUUGAUCAAAGAAGUUCGAGAUGACAUUCCUCAAUUCACACAUAGAAUAUUUGCUGAGUACUUUGCGGCUUGCUGGUUAAAUGAGAACAAGAAUCGUAUGAAGAACGAGAGCUUUUUCUUUUCGUGGUCAUAUUGGAAUAAUGAAUCAAGAAAAAUGCGUGACAUCUUCAAUCGAGUAAUUCUUAGAGAAAGCAAAGGAUGUGAUCUACACAUGGCUGUCAUAAAUCAAUCGCCAGAUCUAGUACGCGAGCUACUGUCGAAUAAUCAAUCAGCUGCAAUGGCAAAAGAUACCGUAGGUCGAAUGCCGCUUCACUUGGCAGCUUCGUAUCCAUUAGCUGAAAUAGAAAAUGUGUUGCUCAAUAAGAUGUCCGUUCAGUCUAUUAACACAAAAGAUCAUCUGUUGGGAUGGAGUGCCACAGACUACGCAUUUGCCAGUCGAUACAGAAAAAAAAAUUAAAAUGUUACUAUCGACUGGAGCGACAGUCAACGAACCAAUAUUGUUUGCACAGAUAAUUUCUAAUAAUAUGCGUCGUAUCUUGACAAGCAUAGGAUUUUAUGUGGAAUAUCUUCAGUUUAAUGAAAGCUCCAGAACAAUUUCAAAUCGUCUUUCUAUAAGAGUUGCAGAUUAUAUACUUAACACACAGCGUGUUGACAUCUUCUCUAGUCUCGAGGUAUUGGAUUCGAAAACAGUUCUUGAGUUUUGCUUAGCUGAAGAUUUCCUACUCCGGACUACCCGAUUCAGAUUCCGUGUUCGGAAUCAAUUCCAGAGCCGAUUCCGAUGCUGGAAUCGAAUCCGAUUCGGCAGUCGAUUUCGGAGUCGAUUCCUGAAUCGAUUCCGGAGUCGAUUCCGGAGCCAAUUCCGGAGACAAUUCCGGAGCCGAUUCCAGAGUUGACUCCGAAGCCGACUCCAGAGUUGACUCCGGAUCCGAUUCUCGAGUCAGCUCUGGAAUCGAUUCCGCGAUCAGACUCGGCUCCGGAAUCGGAAUUGACCUGGGAAUUGCAAUUUGUCCCGAUAAAGGAAUCAUAAUUGACUCCAUAAUUAGAAUUAGCUCUGGAAUGUGAAUUAGUUCUUGAAUUGAUAAAAAGAAGUUUUAGAAGCGAAAUCAGUCCUUGAAUCUCCAUAAGAAUGGAUGUUUUACGAGUAAAUUUUAAUUUUUUGGGUUAUCAAUACGUAGUAUGAUUUGACCCAGACGUCUAUUUUUAUGGCGAUGCCGAAACUGACUCCGUUUGGAAGUCGAUUCUAAUUUAGGAGUCAAUUCCGAUUUGAGAGCCGAUUUCAAUGUCGGAACCAAUUCCAAUUCCGAUUACGGAGUCGAUUCCGGAACCGAUUCCGGAGCUGAUUCCGGAAACAAUUCUUGAGUCGAUUCCGGAGUCGAUUUGGAUUCUGGAAUCGAUACCAGAAAACAGCGGAGCUAGCCGGAAUCGAUUCCGAAAAAACUUAAUUUUUCCCAUCACUAGUCAGGACUUGUGGUGGAAUACUGGAAUGCUGUUAGUGUUUGAGUUAAACAACAAUGUGUUACAUUUUUAAUUUAUAAUAAUUAUAGGCUGCUGUCAUACAAAACAAAACAUUCAUCAUAACGAAAACAAAAUGACAACCAAAAAAUAACGCUUGUUAGUGUAAACAACAAUAAAAAGGGUUGUUUACUACAAUUUUGAUGACAAGAAUUGAAAAUCGUAAAGACACGGGUACAUUUAUCGUACUCGCCUAGUGUAAUUUCGAUUUUCACUACCACAUCUGGCAGUUGCUAAUCGAAGCAUUUUGCCUUUAAAAUUCUAGGCAGCUUCAUAAAAUAUGUUAUUUUUCAAUACGUACGAUCACACAAGCCAUAUCUUUCUACGCGAUCCUUUCCCCUUCCAAAAUUGUCAAAAAAGAAGCCAAUAUUUUUGCGUUCACAUACCACGAAUCUUAGCAGCAUGCACUUAUCGUAAUUUAACACAAUAAUUGGUUAAAAACGGGUUCUUGUUGUAAGAAAUGCACAAUAUACAACCGUUAGAACAUUUCGAACUUGAAAGCAAUCCAAAAAUAAUGUUUAAACACGAAAAAAACCCUACAUUUCUCUCGGCCUGUCAAAACAUUGCAAGCAAAUAUUUUUGUUGUUCAUCCAGCGAUGGACAGUUUCGAUAGCUUGAAAAAGAAUCGCCACAGGCUGCUAGACUUCCCUUACCUCAGUGAAAAAGUGUGUUUGACAUCUAUUUUCUAGCAGAAUAUGCCGUGUCUGAACGCGGCUAAUGAAUUUAACUAAAAAGUUUUGUAAUUGGUAGAUAGGUAAAUUGGGCAUGCUUUUUUGCAUCCAACAACGAUGACAGAGUAACUUAAAUUUGCGAUCUGAUACGACCAUUUCAUUGAUGACAAAAAAGUAACUUCCAUCAGCUGUCUUCUUCUUCUUCUUCUUUGGCUCAACAACCGUUGUCGGUCAAGGCCUGCCUGUACCCACUUGUGGAGUUAGCUUUCAGUGACUUAUCGA